AUGAUUUUCGCCAUUGAAGAAAUUAACAAGGACCCAAGGCUGCUUCCUAAUGUUACCUUAGGUUACCAGAUUUAUGACACCUGUACCAUGCCGCAUUUAACUCUGAAAUCAACUUUUGAGUUUCUAAAUAGAGGUGAAGACAAAUCUUCCAAUUGCCAAAGGUCCACUACGGUUUCAGCCAUCGUCGGUGACUCUGGAUCCUCGCAGUCUACAGCAAUGGCUACUCUAGUCGGUCCAUUCAGCGUCCCAAUGGUCAGCUACUUUUCCACCUGUGCAUGCCUGAGUAACAGGAAGGAAUAUCCAUCGUUUUUCAGAACCAUACCGAGUGACUAUUUUCAGGCAAGAGCCUUAGCCCAUCUGGUAAAGCGUUUUGGUUGGACGUGGAUCGGGACAAUUAGGAAUGAUGAUGAUUAUGGUAACUUUGGGAUGCAAGCUUUCACCGAAACUGUCCAACAAUUGGGCGUUUGCAUUGCUUUCUCUGAAUCUAUUCACAGAACCUACCACAGAGGCAAGCUACUUCGAAUCGUAGAUACUAUACGGAAAUCUUUAACCAAAGUUGUUGUGGCAUUCGUUGCGCCAGCUGAGAUGACAGUUUUAUUGAAUGAAAUCGUACUACAGAAUGUGACUGGUAUACAAUGGAUAGGAAGCGAGGCUUGGGUAUCUUCACAAUUUCUGCCCCAGGAAGAAAGUAGGUGCUUUGUCUCUGGCACAAUCGGAGUUGCAAUUCGACAGGCAGAUAUACCAGGAUUGAGAGAUUUUCUUUUGGACGUCCAUCCUUCCAUGUAUCCAGGCAACCGUUUAGUGAAGGAGUUUUGGGAAUCAACUUUCGGCUGUGUGCUGAGAGGCACAGAUAACACAACAGCUCAAGUUCCCUCCAACAAGUGGAUGGAAUGUACCGGAGGAGAGAGUUUGCGGAUGACGCACAAUGAACUUACUGAUGUCUCUCAGUACCGGGUUACUUAUAAUGUGUAUAAAGCUACAUAUGCGAUAGCCCAUGCACUUCAUGACAUGCUAUCGUGCAAAAAUGGCAAAAAUCAAUUUCUGCAAACAGGUUGUACAAAAAUCUCAAGUUUUCAACCCUGGCAGCUUCUGCAUUAUAUGAAAACAGUCAACUUCACGACCAAAAUCGGUGAAAAUGUCUAUUUUGAUCAUAAUGGAGACCCAGUGGCCACCUAUGACAUCGUAAACUGGCAACCCAACGCGGCUGGCGGCGUGGAUAUCGUCAGUGUUGGAGUCUAUGACGGAUCAGCCCCACCAGGCCAAGAAAUUUUGAUAAAGGAUGAAUCAGUUGUUUGGAGUGGAGACCAGAUUACGGCUCCAAGAGCAGUUUGCUCCGAAAGCUGCCCGAAAGGGACGAGGAAAGCAACAAGGAAAGGGCAACCCCUUUGCUGCUUUGACUGCAUAAAGUGCGCUGAUGGUGAAAUGAGUAACAUCACUGAUUCACCAGAUUGCAUUAAAUGCCCUUGGGAAUACCGGUCCAACUGGAGACGAGACGAAUGCAUUUUAAAGGACAUUGAGUUUCUUUCUUUUGGCGAUCUUUUGGGGAUUAUUUUGAUGACUUUGGCAUUUCUCGGCGCCUCCAUCACAAUAGGCGUACUUGUUUUGUUUUAUGUUCACAGAAAUACUCCAAUUGUCAAAGCCAACAACUCCGAGUUGAGCUUUUUGCUGCUUUGCGCAUUGACUCUAUGUUUUCUGUGCUCAGUGACAUUCCUUGGAGAACCUUCCCGCUGGUCUUGUAUAUUGCGUCACACAGCAUUUGGUGUCAUUUUUGUUCUUUGCAUUUCGUGUGUUUUGAGUAAAACAGUUGUUGUGGUGAUGGCGUUUAAUGCGGUCCUUCCCAGCAACAACAUGAUGAGAUGGUUUGGACCUACACAGCAGCGUUUAUCGGUGUGUGUCCUUACACUGAUGCAAUGUUUAAUAUGCACAGUCUGGCUAAGAACAUCACCUCCUUAUCCUUCAAAGAACAGUAAUUAUUUCAGUGAAAUAAUUGUUUUUGAAUGCAAUGUAGGCUCGCCGAUAGCCUUUUAUUGUGUAUUGGGUUAUAUUGGAUUUCUGUCUUGUGUGUGUUUUGUGGUUGCUUUUCUAGCUCGACAACUUCCAAACAAUUUCAAUGAAGCUAAACACAUAACUUUUAGUAUGCUUAUCUUUUGCGCUGUGUGGAUAACUUUUAUUCCAGCGUAUAUUAGCUCUCCUGGUAAAUAUGCUGUAGCUGUGGAAGUCUUUGCGAUUUUAGCAUCCAGUUAUGGAUUAAUCUUCUGUAUUUUUGCUCCCAAAUGCUUCAUUAUCCUGCUGAGAAAAGACAGAAAUACAAAGAAGCAGAUGAUGGUUAAAUGA
Molecule: messenger RNA, 2334 nt
Organism: Stegostoma tigrinum
Lineage: Eukaryota; Metazoa; Chordata; Chondrichthyes; Orectolobiformes; Stegostomatidae
Product: extracellular calcium-sensing receptor-like
Exons: 5
Coding region: 1-2334 (777 amino acids)
Biological process (GO): G protein-coupled receptor signaling pathway
Cellular component (GO): membrane
Molecular function (GO): G protein-coupled receptor activity
Source: RefSeq, a predicted model, not a curated record